UAAAAAUAAAAAUUUUGACUCUUAUUUAUAAAAAGUAACGACAAGAUAUUCAGUCACUUAAUUUUUCGAAUUCUCGUAAAUCAUUUUUACUUAAUCAUCAUUUAAUUGUGUAUGUAUAUUUUUAUUGAAGAAAUAAUUCAUUCAAGAGACGCAGAAACUGACAUUCUAUUUGUCAAAUUAUGAAGGUCUUUUGGAUUUUAUUCAGUCUUUUUGUAUCAGCUUGCUUGGGUAAAAAAAUUAAAACUGCAUCUGUAAUAUAUGAUCAGUUUUUGAAAAAAUUCACCAUCAUUGAUUUUGUUGCUGAUAAUUCAGUUGCUUAUGGAGAUUUUAAAGAUGACAUUUUUCUGACUGGGUGGUCUUAUUUACAAAUAAAAAGUAAUAAAUCCUUUCCUGAUCCUGUACAAGCUUAUACAGCUGGUCUUGUAGAAGGAUUCUUGACUGCAGAUCUAUUGGAGAAACAUUGGUAUAAUGUUAUUGCUGACUACUGUACUAAUGAUGAAGCGUUUUGUCAUCGUUUACAAGAUUUUCUUCAGAAAAAUUUGGAUUUCAUAAAUAAAAAUAUUGAAGCUAAAAGGAAUUAUGAUUCAUAUUGGCACCAUGUAGCUCUAACUCUUGAGCAGUUACAUGGCUUAGAGGAAGGGUUUAGAAACAAAACCAGUCAUCCAUCUACAGAUGUAAAUGUUAUGGGUUUAAUGUUAUUGAAUAUCUUAGGUGAUUUGGAUGAUCUUGAAGUAGUUUUAAAUAAAAAGAAGGUUGCAAAAGCAUAUGGUAGUGGUUCAUGUUCUGCUUUAGUGAAAAUUCUUCCCAAUAAUAAGGAUAUCUAUUUUGCUCACAGUACUUGGACAUUUUAUAAUAGAAUGCUGAGAAUUUUAAAAAAAUAUAAUCUGCAGUUUCAUACUUCAUUAAAUGCUAGUUCUCCUUUAAUACCUGGUCAUACAAGUACAUUUUCUUCACAACCUGGUGUGAUUUAUUCACAUGAUGAUUUUUAUCUUCUUUCAUCUGGCCUAGGUGCAAUGGAAACAACAAAUUCAAACCAUAAUGCAAGCUUAUGGAAAUAUGUGACACCUAAAGGAAUAAUUUUAGAAUGGCAACGAAAUGUCAUAGCUAACAGAUUAGCUAAAAGUGGUAAAGAAUGGGUGGCAUUAUUUGGACUAAAAAAUAGUGGAACUUACAAUAAUCAGUGGAUUAUAUUAGAUUUCAAAAAAUUUCAACCUGGCAGACCUCUACAAGAUGGAUUAUUGUGGGUGCUUGAGCAAUUACCUGGAUAUUUACAUAGUGAAGACAUGACUGAUGUUUUGAGGCAGCAAGGUUAUUGGCCAUCGUAUAAUGUUCCAUAUUUUAAAGAUGUUUUCAAUAUGAGUGGAGCACAAAUAGAUGUCCUAAAGUAUGGCGAUUGGUUUACGUAUGAUAAAACUGCAAGAGCUUUAAUUUUUAAACGUGAUCACGGUAAAAUUAAAGAUAUUCCAAGCAUGAUCAAAUUAAUGAGAUACAAUGAUUACACCAAUGAUCCCUUAUCAAAAUGUAACUGCACGCCUCCAUAUAGUGCUGAAAAUGCCAUUUCUGCUAGAAGUGAUCUCAAUGCAAUAAAUGGGACCUAUCCAUUUGGUGCCUUAGGACACAAACAACAUGGUGCUAUAGAUGUAAAGUUAACAUCAUACGAGAUGUUCAAAAAUUUGGAAUUUGUUGCAAUUAGUGGACCUACUUAUGAUUCAGUGCCUCCUUUUCAGUGGAGUAAAAGCGAUUUUGAUAAAACAGUUAGGCAUACUGGUCACCCAGACUUGUGGAAAUUUGAACCAGUAGUUCAUAAAUGGUUAUAACUGUAUUUGUAAGUAAUACUGAUAUAUAAUUUUAACUGUGAUAAUUUUUUAAUUAAGAUAUUUCUCUAGUAUAGUGUAAUAAUUGUAUUUUCAUAUUUAAAUUUAAUGUAUUCGGGCAACAUUCUUCAAUGAUUGCAUUGGAAAAUAUUAAAAGCAUUCCUAUGAUA
Messenger RNA from Argiope bruennichi, 1984 nucleotides. Its product is annotated as putative phospholipase B-like 2. The record is from RefSeq and is a predicted model, not a curated record. Gene Ontology annotation, biological process: phospholipid catabolic process. Lineage: Eukaryota; Metazoa; Arthropoda; Arachnida; Araneae; Araneidae. Gene Ontology annotation, cellular component: extracellular region. The transcript is spliced from 12 exons. Bases 180 to 1817 code for a protein of 545 amino acids. Gene Ontology annotation, molecular function: glycerophospholipase activity.